AAAAUUUGAUUAAUGCUCACAUCAUUUAAAUUCGCAAAUCAGGAACCCAAACCUAAAUACAAAAUCUGACUGAAAUCAGAGUCUUUCAUGUCAGUACAUAAUAGUUGCAUUUCAUACAAAGAUACCGAGCCAUUUAUUUUCAUCCAUUUGCAUUCAUUUGUACCGAGCUAUUUGGGACUUUGAUGACAUUGAAUCACUGACAGCAUGCAACGUAACGAAAUUAAAAACCUGUCGAUCACGCAGUCACCCUCUAGUCUUGGAAGGGUGUUCUAUUUGCUUUUCAUGUUGAUCGUUCUCGCUUUGGACCAAGCCGUGUGGUAAAAAAGAGCACCAAGGAAAUGAGGGAAAAAUUUCCCAUCGGCUGAUAAUUUGACGCUCUACAACCAGAUACUGUGACUACCUGUAACUAUGGCAACGAAAGGAUGAUUGACACAUGGCUACUGCUAAUUUUGACGACCCCCUUGAGUUUCCGAGAGACGGUCUGCCCUUGCCGUUUGAAGGCUGCUUCGAUGCUGUGGUCAUACCACAGGAACCCCAAGCUUCAGGAUCAGCCGUAACAACGACAGUGUUGGCGCGACCCCCUGAGAAUGGAGUGUCUUUUCAGAUCCCGAUACUGCCGGAGCCUGCGCCAGAGACACACAUCGUGCUCGCCUUUAUGACUUCAUUCUUCUGCGCAUGCCCUUGUGGUAUGAUGUCACUAUGUCACGCAAUACAGGUGAAACCUGACAUCCGUCGAGGAAAUGUGAUCGGUGCAGAGUACAAUUCCCGCCAAGCCUGGAAAUGGGGAAUGGCUUCCGUCACGCUUGGCUCUGUCGUCAUUUGCAUUGUGCUAUUCUACUUCCUUUUAAAGAUGGCGACCCGUGUCAUGUGACUAAACACAAGGCGACUUGCGCUAGCAGGUCAAGACACUUUUGGGUGGCAAACCCGGGCGCUUUUUGCAGCAAAAUAACAAAUAACAAUAAAACGGAACCUGUUAAACGCUUAAGUAUUAGCAAUAUAAGCAAGAAAGCUUAUUUGUCAAAAAAAUGGUUUCAACUUGC
Molecule: messenger RNA, 1040 nt
Organism: Nematostella vectensis (starlet sea anemone)
Lineage: Eukaryota; Metazoa; Cnidaria; Anthozoa; Actiniaria; Edwardsiidae
Exons: 5
Coding region: 434-871 (145 amino acids)
Cellular component (GO): membrane
Source: RefSeq, a predicted model, not a curated record